Messenger RNA from Clavispora lusitaniae ATCC 42720, 597 nucleotides. The record is from RefSeq and is a predicted model, not a curated record. Lineage: Eukaryota; Fungi; Ascomycota; Pichiomycetes; Serinales; Metschnikowiaceae.
AUGAAACGUUUCCAUAUUCCCGCCAACCUCAAAGAUUUGCUCCCUUUGAACGGAAAAGAAUCUGCGUUUUCCCUUGGACAGUUAUCCAUGGUGUUCUUGGUUGAUUUGUUGAGAUCAAACAGUGAGAUAAUCAUGGAGCAUCUUCCAUUGCUUUUGCAUGUUUCAUUCUCUUUGCUUGACCAUUAUUUCACUCUCGUUCAGGAGCAAGCAGUUUCUUUGCUUAUUCAUUUAGUGCAUUUGAUAACACCUGGAAAUCCAAAGUCGGCGAGGAUCCUGGAUCUUUUGAAACAAAAGGAUCACCAGAAGAAUCUCUGGGUCUAUGACUAUUUGAACAACGACAAGAAUGGCGGGAUGACCCCCGAAGAACAUGGAUUUAUUGUCGCGCUAUAUUUCGCAAGUGAUUGCUCCUUACGAUCCUUGAAUUUGCAAACUGAUUGGAGCCGUGUUUUGUUUGAAGUGAGCAACAACGUGUGCUGUUCGCCAUAUUGCAUGUCGUUCCUUCCAGGUAUUCCGGUCGCUUUUAUCCUUCUUAGAUCAGAAUAUGCUCAAAGACAUGUUGCAUCGUCUUUCGAAUACGAUUGCAGACGAAGCGGUUGA